AUGUAUAUAUAUUUUUUCUUUGCAGAGUAUUUACCAACUGAAUUAGUAGGUUUAGUACAUGGAUUGGAUAAUAAUGUUGUUACAUUAAAUGUUUUUAAUGCAAAUUACAAAUUGAAUGAAUUUAUUUAUUCAAUAAAUGAAAAUCAAUUAAUUAAAGGAUUUCCAUUUGGAUUUUAUUCGGGUUAUAACUCAAAUUUUAAAAUUUGUGUUUCAGGCUUUGUUAAUACAAUUCAAAAUGAACAAAUGGUAUUACAAUGUAAACCAGUGACUUCAUCAACUAUUCUUUCCUCAACGAUUCCAAUAAUUUCAGGUGAUACCACUCCUCCAAAGUUAACAAAUUUUACAAUUUUACAAUUAUCACCAUUAAAGUAUUUAUUAAAACUUCACAUUGUUUCAAUAAAUGAAUUAUUUCAAAUAAAUUCAUUUACAAACUCUGGUUCAACCGAAAAAAUUGGAUUAGAAUCAUUUGUAAGUGGUAAUCUUUUUGAAGGUGAUUAUGAAAUAAUUUUAUCAACCAGAUCACUUAAUAAAAUUCAAUUAAUUGAUAGAGUUAGAAACAAAGUUGAAUAUAAUAAUUUUGAUAUUAUUUCAUUAAAUCCAAUUUCAAAAUUUACUUCACCAUUUAUUUCAUAUAAAUUUAAUUUAAAUGAUUUUAAUGAUAUUUCAUUUUCAAUUAAUGAUUUAAAUCUUUUAAAUAAUACUGGAGAUGUACCAAUGUCAUUAAUGUUAUUAGAUCCAGUUUCAAUUUCAAUUAAUGAAAAUAUUAGAUAUCCAAUUAAUUAUAAUGAUGAUAUUGAAUCAUUUGAAUGCAAAUUUAUAAUACCAUCAAAUAAUAUUUUUGGUGAAAUACCAUAUGUUAUAUUUUUUUCAUUAACCGGAAAGAUUUAUAAUAGUUUAUUAUCAAGUUCAGCACAACUUAGAGUAAAUGAAACAUAUUUAGAUAAUCAAGGUCCGUUAAUAAGUUUAAUUAUAAAAAAAAAUAAUAUUGAUAAUAUAAGUGGGUCUGAUUUUGUUGGUUGGACAUUUAGAAUUUUAGAUGAUUAUAAUGGAUUUGAAAGUGGGUUUAUUAAAGUAAUGGGUUCAAAUGAUAAUUCAAUUUAUAAUUUUAAUUUAACAUUAAAUGAUUUACUAUAUGGUGAUAAAUGGAAUGGUACUUAUAAAAUUGAUAUUCCAGUUGAUGAAACAUGUAUUUCACAAGAAUUUGUAAUUAUCCAUGUUACUUUAUUAGAUGCCAAUAAAAUACCAUCAAUUUAUAAUAUCUAUUCAGAGAACCAAAAAUCAAUUUCAAAUCCAUUUAUUAAUUUUUACAAUGAUGGUAUUAAUGUUACACGUUUACCAAUUACAUGUUCUUCAAGUUAUCCAACAGUAACUGGUAAACCAGUGAUAAUAGAUUUAAAACUUUCAACUCAAACUAUUGAUGUUGGUAAAUUAACAGAUAGAUCAGUGACAAUAAGUGCUACAUUUAAUUUAACAGAUGAAAAUAAUUUCAACUAUAAUUUAACUCCAAUUUUUUAUUUAACAAGUCCAACAUUAGAUUUAAUUGAAUGUGAUGCACCAACUUAUCAAAUAAUAGCAGGUGGUAUUAGAUAUAUAUGUGAAACUGAAAUUCCUAUUGGUUUUGGGUACCCUGGUCCAAUAUUUAUUUCAAUUUAUGGUUUACGAUAUAAAAAUGGUUACUUUGCUGGUUAUCCAACAUCUGAUUUAUUAUUGGUAGGAAAUAAUAAACACUAUUUAAAUACAACAUUUUCAUUAAAUAAUCCAAUCAUUACUUCACAUGAUGAUGUAUAUUCAUAUGGUGGUAAAAUUUGGUUAUAUGGAAUUGGUUUUAACCAAAAUCAAACAGUUUAUAUAAAUUAUUUAAAUGGUGGAUUUAAUAGUAAUAUAUUCGAGGCAAUUGAUUCAAUUUCAACAUAUUCAAGAGCAUUUACAAUAGCAAUUAAAGAAACUGAAUAUCCAUUUAUUAUUAAAAUCAUUUCAUAUGAAGGUGUUAUAUCAAAUGAAUAUUUAAUUAACCCAAUUUUAUUCAUACCACCACCACCAGUGGAAACUCAAACUCCACUUCCAACAAAUAGUCCUCAAGUAUGUAAAGGUAAUCCCCAAUGUGGUGGUUCAAAACAAGGUUAUUGCUCAUCAACUGGUUGUAUUUGUUAUUCACCAUGGGUUGGCUUAUCAUGUCAAUCAAAGGUUGUAAUUGUACCACCACCAAAAUUAAAUGAAACUAAACCAUCAAUAAAUAUAACCAAACCUUCAAAUGGAAGUGACGAUAAUUUAUCAUUCACUGCACUAGUUUCAAUUGUAUCAUUAAGAGAAUUAGAUUUUAAAAAUAAUGUAAUUAAAACUUAUAAAUUUGAUAAAUGGAUUCAAACAAAAUUAAAAGAUAAUCGAUAUCAGUAUAUAGUAAAUUUAGAAACCUCUUUUAAUAAUAAUACAAAACUAAAUUGUACAACAACUGUAAUUACAGAAUGGUUUAAUAGUACAACAAAUAUUACAUUUGCAAAUCAAAAUUUAAUAAUGAACCCAUCAUCAUUGAAAUAUAAUAUAAACAUUACAACAUAUCCAUUUGAAAAUCAAUUAAAUACAUUACAAUUAAUUAUUCAAGCAAAAGCAAUUUCAAAUGAAAUUGAUUAUAAUUCAUGCUCAUCUAAAGAUUUUGGUGAAACUGUUAAUGAUAAUUCAAAUUAUGUACAAUUAAAAGUCAAUGAUAAUAGUUUAUAUGGUAGAUUUAUUAAAAGAGCAAUAGUUGAUGGUAAUUUAAAUUCUAUUAAUAAUAUUAUUCUAAAUGGUCAAAGUGAUGAUGAUGAUAGUACUACAUACUAUUCAUCAGAAUCUCUAAUUGCAAUAUCAAUACCAUAUUAUAAAAAUUUAAUUCAAUUAGACCCUGAUUUUGGUAUUCUUUUAGAUAGUGAUUCAGCAAAUUCAAUUUGUAAAGAAAAUAGUGAAAAUAAAUUAUCAACUGGUGCCAUCAUUGGAAUUGUUUUAGGAUGUGUUGGUUGUGCAAUUUUAAUUACAAUUUCCAUUUUCUUGGCAAAAAAAUAUAAAUAUCACCUUAGAAAUAUUAAACCUUUAAAAUUAAAAAAAAUGAAAAAUUAG
Dictyostelium discoideum AX4 is the source of this 3090-nucleotide messenger RNA. RefSeq lists its product as hypothetical. The transcript has 4 exons. The coding region runs from base 1 to 3090 and encodes 1029 amino acids. The record is from RefSeq and is a predicted model, not a curated record. NCBI's taxonomy places the organism in Eukaryota, Evosea, Eumycetozoa, Dictyosteliales, Dictyosteliaceae.